AUGGCCACUCUGCUUCUCUUCACCAUUCUUUCCUUGCUCUUCAUUACCCAAGCCGAGGAUCGAGUUCAUGGGCUCAUCAACGAGAGUCCCACGGCGGCUACCUCACCGGAAGCAUAUGCGUUUUUCGACGCGGACAUGCAACGGCCAAAUACUAAGAACCCCUGUGACUCAUCAGACUGCUCAUCCUUGCCCCUUGCAGCUACAGUGGUGCAAUCUGCUCGUGCGCAUGAAAGCACGUCGACUGGUGGAAAUCUGUUAGGUGCAAAUGGAGUUGCUGGUAUUCCUUUUGCUUUUGCGUUUGCAUGCCUCGUUUCGACGGGGAUUUACUAA
Messenger RNA from Fraxinus pennsylvanica, 330 nucleotides. The record is from the annotation of a GenBank genome assembly. NCBI's taxonomy places the organism in Eukaryota, Viridiplantae, Streptophyta, Magnoliopsida, Lamiales, Oleaceae.